Messenger RNA from Cordyceps fumosorosea ARSEF 2679, 927 nucleotides. Its product is annotated as SAM-dependent methyltransferase. NCBI's taxonomy places the organism in Eukaryota, Fungi, Ascomycota, Sordariomycetes, Hypocreales, Cordycipitaceae. The record is from RefSeq and is a predicted model, not a curated record. The transcript has a single exon. Bases 1 to 927 code for a protein of 308 amino acids.
AUGCACGCUGACGAAGAAAUUCUCGAUACGCUAUCUGCCUGCUUUCUACACAAUGGCCCUGGCAGGGUAGAGUCCUUGGAUAACACUUUUGCGCAUCGAAUACAGCUUUGCCGUGCCUGGGGACUCGACGCCCUAGAACCAUUCCACGUCCUCGACGUCGGCUGCGGCCAGGCCGAGUCGACGGCCGUGCUGGCCUACUUUGCGGGCGAGGACGGCCACGCCACGGGGCUGGAUCCGGCCGAGCCAUCUUACGGCGCACCAUUCACAGUGCAGCAGUCACAGGACUACCUGCGACAGUCUUCCCCCCUCGGGCCGCGCAUUACCUUUGCCCGCAGAAGCCUGCCCGAGUUCCUCGCCACGGCCAACGCGCGCAGCACCGUCUUUGACAUGGCCGUCUUCUGCCACAGCCUUUGGUAUUUCACGGGGAGCGAUGCCGUGCAUGAUCAUUUUGUGGCGCUCGCGGGCGCGGGAAUCCCGCGUGUCUGCUUGGCCGAGUACAGCACGGCCAGUGCCGACGAUGACCCCGCGCAGCGCCCGCACCAGCUCGCCGCGCGCGCGCAAAUGCGGCUACACGCGGCCAGGGAACAGCAUCUCAGCGAGGCGAAGCCCAGCACGCUCAACGUACGUGGCGCGCUGGAGGUGGAAGAGCUCCUGAGGGUCGCGGAGAGCGCCGGAUGGUCAGUGACUCGCCGCGGGAUUGUCAGCCCGCCGGCGGGGAUGCGAGACGGCUACUGGGAGGCCGGUGUUGUCACAUCCCCGCGCUUUAGAGAAGGCAUCAUUUCACAGGGCCUCCCCAAGGAGCAGGAGGAUAGUGUGCUGGAGUUUAUUCCCCAAAUUGGGCAGGCUAUAGAGCAUUUGAAGUCCAUCGGCGAACCGGUCGCCACAAUGGACGUGGCAUGGGCGGUUCUUGAACGUCAACCCGCAUGA